Condylostylus longicornis is the source of this 3458-nucleotide messenger RNA. RefSeq names its product WD repeat-containing protein 47. Bases 395 to 3226 code for a protein of 943 amino acids. Lineage: Eukaryota; Metazoa; Arthropoda; Insecta; Diptera; Dolichopodidae. Gene Ontology annotation, molecular function: protein binding. The record is from RefSeq and is a predicted model, not a curated record. The transcript is spliced from 4 exons.
CUUAGUAGUUUUCUAUCCAAUUUAAUAAAUUUACCGAUUAGUUUUGACGAAAAUAUAUUUUAUUACUUAGGGUUAUUUUAUUCAUUUUCUUUAAAAUAUAAAAUUAUUAAUAUUUUGCAACGAUCACUUAACUAAUUUGUUGGCAUUAUGGAAUAUUUGGUUUAAUAAAGUAAAAAAUUUAAGAUUCCAUUGAAUUCUUUUUAUAGGUGAAGUGGGAGGAAAAUUGUUGUUCUAGAUCAACAUACAAAGUGAAAAUUAUUAGGUGUAAAGGAAUCUAAUUAUCAUAAUAAUAAUAUUGCAUUUGUUAUUAGAUAAUUUAAUUGUUUCCCUUCAUCUAUGAAUCUCAAUCUCAACUUCGAAGGAUUAAAGGACUCAAUAAAUAAACAAAAAUAAAAUGCCUUUUAACGCCCGUCUUGCCUUGCGUGAAGAAGACGUGGUGCGACUGGCCCUAGAAUUUCUCGAUAAUCGUGAGUUACAUAUCACACAAUUAUCACUAGAACGAGAAACUGGAGUGAUUAAUGGGCAGUACUCUGAUGAUGUUUUAUUUCUCCGUCAAUUGAUUUUGGAUGGACAAUGGGAUGAUGUAAUAGAAUUCAUACAACCAUUGGAGACUCUGCCGGAAUUCAACAUAAAAAAAUUUUGCUAUACAAUUCUGCGUCAUAAAUAUGUUGAAUUGUUAUGCAUUAAAUCAGAAGCUGGAGGAUCUAUUACAGCUCCUGGGCAAGGUGUUAAUUCAAUGGAGGGUGCUGUAGAAGAAGUAGUACAAGUACUUGAACAAUUAGAAAAAUUAGCCCCCUCUAAAGAAGAUUAUUCCAAUUUAUGCUUACUUUUAACAUUUCCAAGACUAGCAGAUCAUUUACAAUUCCGCGACUGGAAUCCAAGCAAGGCUCGUGUGCAAUGUUUUCGAGAAGUUUAUCCUUUAGUGGAAAAAUAUUUGCCUCAUGAUUCAAAAUUGGAUUGUAAUCCAUCGGCAAAAAAUGAUCGGUUAAUACAACUUUUAAUUAAAGGAGUACUUUAUGAAUCUUGUGUUAGUUACUGUCAAGGUAAAGCCACAGGUGCAACUGGAAAUUUUAAUGAUGAUAUGUGCUUUUCCAAACUUCUUGAUGGAUCGGUUGGCUUUAGUGAUUCUGAUUUGUCAUUAUUGAGUUGGCUUCAAUCGAUUCCUUCAGAGACGUUUUCAGUGCCUUUUGAACAAAAAACAUUAAACGUAGAUGUAGAGCGUUUGGAAAGACCAACAUUAGAAACAUCUUGGACCGAACAUAUGAUGAUAACACCUAUCAAACCAAAAACGUUUCCACAUUCUGUGAUGCCUUUUACUAGACCUAGGAGUGCCGCUGAUGUCAUGACACGUUCUUUAAUACCGAAUCUCGAAGGGUUACCCUUUGGUUUGAAUGCUGCAAAAAUAAACGAAACAAUAGAAAAAAAUUCCAUGUCCCGCUCAAGUUUUGCAAGCUUCCACUUAACAGGAAUCAAACCCACUAACAGGAAUGUAAUGGUAUCAAGUGUAGAUCGUUUAUUUACAAAUGAUUCAAGUGGUGUUGUUGCUGGAAACAAUACUCAUGGUGAAUUUGAAAGCUUGCCUUCUAUUCAAGAAAUACCAGCGCAAAAAUUAAAAGACUUAAAAAUAAAUGAGAGAAAUCAUGUAGACUCUCAGCAGAAUGAGUUUUCACAAGAUAAAACAACGUCUUCUUCAGGUAGGAAUAGUCCAGCAACUGCCACUUCAACGGCAAAAAGUUCUCGAAGGGAUUCUUUAACCGACAAGCAUUUUCUUUCUGAAGUAGAAUUACCCUACACUGAUCCUGUAGUGGAUUCAACGGCACACAUACAAGCACAUACAGUGGUUCCAACCCUUCAAAUGCAUGCUAAUAGUUCACACUUGGUUCAAUCAAAUACGUCACAAAAAAGUGGAGUAAAUGAAGCAAAAACUGAACAUCAAAUUUCAAACAUGCAACCAAAUAUAUAUGAUAAAGCACAACCAAAUGCAAUUCAAAAGUUAAAUUCAACACAACUCCCACUUUCUGGUUCGCAAGGUAAAACUGACAUGAAUUUUGCUACAAGAAUGAAGGGCGAAUUAUUUGAAAAAUAUCAACAACAAAAAAUGAGCAAAGAAAUCGAUGUGAAUGAUUUGAAUUCAAAAGAUGUGGUAAACAAUCAAAACGAAUACGCAGACAAAAACCGUGAAAAUAUUACUCAAAUGCCUCAUGCAAAUAAAAAUAUCGACAAUGAUAAUAAUCGUCCUCAAUUUGUUGCUGUAACUACUCUUGAAGAUGUUCAAGCAGUACGGUGUGCUGAAUUUCAUCCAAGUGGGACAAUUUAUUCUGUUGGGUCAAAUUCAAAAACUUUCAGAAUUUGUGAAUAUCCUUCUUUAACAGAUGUACACGAACAUCACGUCACUUAUCAACCUACAGUGUUAUUUAAACGCACUAAACACCAUAAAGGAUCUAUAUAUUGCAUGGGUUGGUCACCUGAUGGUGAACUAGUAGCCACAGGUUCUAACGACAAAACAAUAAAAUUAAUGCGAUAUAACGAAAUUAAAAAGCAAUUAGAAGGCCAAGAAAUAGAAUUAACAAUGCACGAUGGCACUAUUAGAGAUUUAUGUUUUUUAGAAGACUCAAUAAACAAAACAAGUUUACUUAUUAGUGGUGGCGCAGGUGAUUGCAAAAUAUAUGUUACAGAUUGCGCAACAGCAACACCUUUCCAAGCAUUAAGUGGUCAUGGCGGACAUAUAUUGUCUUUGUUUAAUUGGGGUGGUGCUAUGUUUGUUUCUGGUUCUCAGGACAAAACAAUUCGAUUUUGGGACUUACGUACCCGAGGUUGCGUUAACACGAUAACGCCAGCUACAGCUCCCACAACGAGACAAGGUUCACCAGUUGGAUCCGUUUGUGUAGAUCCUUCCGGAAGAUUAUUAGUUUCAGGACAUGAAGAUAGCUCUUGUGUCUUAUAUGAUAUAAGAGGAAAUAGACCAAUUCAAUGUUUCAAACCACAUUCGGCAGAUAUUAGGUCAAUACGAUUUUCACCUUCAGCUUAUUAUCUUUUGACAGCAGCAUAUGAUAAUAAACUUGCAUUAACUGAUUUACAAGGUGACUUAACUUUGCCGCUUCCAUCGGUUGUUGUAGCGCACCACACUGACAAAGUUAUUUCCGGUCGCUGGCAUCCGACAGAUUUCUCUUUUAUUUCAACUUCAGCUGACAAGACUGCCACCAUGUGGGCUUUGCCACCACUAUAAAGUACACUUUAUUUUACUGUAGGAUAAAUUAAAAAAUGUUAAUCAAGAAUAAAUGGAAUUGAGUUUAACUUAAUUUUCAUUUGAUUUUUUAUUAUUACUAGUUAUUCAAACAAAUAUAAAAAUACAAUAAUUGAUAUAAUUAGUCUACCACAAAAGUUAUAUGGACAUUAAAUUAUUCAAUUAAAUUACGAAUAUAUUAAUUACUUAAUAAAUUAAAAAUAUGUAAGCACAA